Messenger RNA from Cryptococcus wingfieldii CBS 7118, 2847 nucleotides. RefSeq names its product transportin-3. Gene Ontology annotation, biological process: protein import into nucleus. NCBI's taxonomy places the organism in Eukaryota, Fungi, Basidiomycota, Tremellomycetes, Tremellales, Cryptococcaceae. Bases 1 to 2847 code for a protein of 948 amino acids. The record is from RefSeq and is a predicted model, not a curated record. The transcript is spliced from 6 exons. Gene Ontology annotation, cellular component: cytoplasm; nuclear membrane. Gene Ontology annotation, molecular function: small GTPase binding.
AUGUCCUCUGCGCCCGUGCUCACUGCGCUCCACACCCUCUACCACGAUCCGGACACCGCCAGCAAGAAGCGCGCCAACGACUGGCUCCAGGAGUUCCAGCACAGCUCCGACGCCUGGCAGACCUGUCAUGAGCUCUUGACUGCCCCAGCGUCCCCUCUCGAGGGCCGUCUCUUCUCUGCCCAGACGCUCAGAGCAAAGAUCACCUACGACCUCGCCCAACUGCCCCGCGAACAGCUCCCCCCGCUCCGCGACUCUCUCAUCUCCAUCCUCUCCCCCCUCUCCCAACCCGGCGCCCCCUCCGGCUCGAAAGCAGUGCUCCUCCAGCUAUGUCUCGCGCUGUCGGAUAUGGCGCUGCAGAUGCCAGAGUGGGAUAAUGUGGUGGGGAGCAUGAUUGAUCGGUUUGGGAGUGAUCCGGCGACGGUGACGGUGUUGUUGAUGUUUUUGAAGACGCUGCCGGAGGAGACUACGAAUCCGAGGAUACCGUUGGGGCAUGAUGAAGCGAGGACGAUUUUGAGCAGGCUGGUUAGUGGCUCGGCGGGGAAGGUGUUGGAGGUGCUGGCCAUGUAUAUCGAUGCGGAAGGCGUUACUAUUCCUAUCCAAACGGCAGUGUUUGAAGCACUUGGAUCCUGGCUUCAAGCCGGCGAAGUCACCGCCGGCCAAGUCGCUUCCACCUCCCUCUUCUCCGCCGCCUUCAAAUCCCUCGCCUCCGACCAACUCUUCGACCCCGCCGUGGACCUCAUCUGCGACUUUAUCCACGAAACGCAAGAAGUGCAGGAAAAUAUGGCGGAAGUGUACCAAGUCUUGCCUCGGGUUAUCGCCCUGCGGCCAAAGAUUGAAAAGUACAAGGAAGAUCCGGAUAGGGUGCGGGGGUAUUGUCGGAUUUUGUGUGAGGCCGGAGAGUGUUACACAAACUUGAUUGUGCAGCACCCGGCGGAUCUGUUGCCGCUGGUGCAGGGUAUUGCAGAGUGCGCGGCGUACCCGGAUUUGGAGAUUGUUCCAAUCACAUUCUUCUUCUGGUACAACCUCGCCGAAGCGCUGGAGCGACAGGGGCAAGAGUUCCGACAGAAUCCGGCGUUGGCGCCGAUCCUCGACAUCUUUGCUUCGCUCCAGACAAUCAUCAUCGGUCACCUCCAUUUCCCCGCCGACGAUGAAGAGCAGACGGCGCAGGAGAAGGACGAGUUUAGGACGUUCCGUCAUAGGAUGGGCGAUACCCUCAAAGACUGCUGUUCCGUCCUCGGCGCUCCUACAUGUCUCAAAAAGUCAUACGACCUCAUCGUCUCCGCCAUGUCCCAGCCUUCCCCUUCUUGGCAAGAGAUCGAAGCGCCUCUCUUCUCCAUGCGGUCCAUGGGCGCGAGCGUGGAUCCGAACGACGACGAAGUCCUCCCGCACAUCAUGGCCCUCUUACCGAAACUGCCCGAACAUCCCAAAAUCCGAUACGCCGCCAUCCUCGUCAUCUCCCGCUACUCCCAAUGGCUCAACCGGCACCCGGACAACCUGUCCUUCCAGCUCGGCUACGUCUCUGCCGGGUUUGAGCUCGCAGACGAACAAGUCUCGGCCGCCGCGGCGCACGCGAUGAAAUUUAUAUGCCAGGACUGUACGGGCCAUCUUGUGCCUUUUUUGGGGCAGUUGCAUGGGUUUGUGACGAGUGUGGGGGAUAGGCUGGAUCAGUCGGAUAUGUUGGAUGUGUGUGAGGCUAUAGGGUAUGUGAUUGAGGGGAUGCCGGCGGAUGAUGGGGCGCAGGCUUUACAGCAGUUCUGUGAGCCUCUUAUCCAGUUUAUCCAGCCUUUCGCCUCUUCGGAUACGCCGGCGUCGGAGCAAGAGCUGGAGAAGGUGGCGGACGCGUUGGAGCAGAUGGACGCUUACCUGUCGGUGGUCAAGACGCUGCACCCUGUGCCGGAGAGCUGUUACCCGACGUGUGCCGCGGUGUAUGGGAUUCUGGACGGGCUGUUGGCGCGGUACAGCAAGGUGUACCACAUCUCUGAGAAGGUCGGCUCGCUCCUCCGGCGGGGGCUUACAUUCUUCCCGCUCCCCGCGCUCGAACCCGUCGUGCCGUUGCUACUGGAACGGCUGGCGACAUGUUUCGCCGAGACGGGGUACGCUUCGUAUCUCUGGAUCACGGGCAAGGUGGCAGACAAGUUUGGGGAGGCUGCGAGUGGGCCUGGAGGCGGACAGUUGGCGGGGUUGUUGAUGAGGAGUUUUGAGAGUGUGACGAGGGGGUUGGGCGAGUUGUUGCAGAGGAAGGUGGCUGUUGAGAUUCCUGACGUGAUGGACGACUAUGUCCACCUUCUUUACGCCUACUUGUCCCGUCUCCCAACACUCAUCAUCCCCAACCCCGCGCUGCCUCUCGCCUUCUCCCACACCCUCCAAGCACUCACCUGCCCCUCCACAAUAAUCACCCUCGUCUCCCUCGACGUCCUCUCCCUCCUCACCAACCUCCUCUCCCCCUCCUCCUCUCCCGACCCCACCGUCACAGCCCCGGUGCUGGAACCGCUUUUCGCGCAGUAUGGGCGCGUGCUGACGGGGCUGGUGGUGAAGGGCUUGGUGGGCGAGUUCCCGGAGGAUGCGGUGGAGCAGGUGGAAGAUGUGCUUGUGGGGCUUGGGGUGGGACUGCCCGGGGCGGGCGCGGGGGGGGUGGUGGUUGGUUGGAUAGGGGAGGGGGUGGGGGAGGUUGGGGGGCAUCUUGUGCCGGCGGUGGAUAAGCAGGCGUUUGUGGCUCAGAUAUCGGCAGCGAUUGAAGAGCGUUCACCGCAAAAGAUAAAGUACGCUGUUCAAGCGCUUGUGCGGGCGGCGAGGAGGACAAGGGAGAGAGGAAGACAGAGUCGGAAGAGUCUUGGUGCCAAGGUUUAG